Messenger RNA from Lachancea nothofagi CBS 11611, 2145 nucleotides. The record is from the annotation of a GenBank genome assembly. Lineage: Eukaryota; Fungi; Ascomycota; Saccharomycetes; Saccharomycetales; Saccharomycetaceae.
AUGCGGCAGUGGACUUUAGGCAUUAAUAGCUUGCACAAUGCGGCCAAAUGUGGGAUGUUCGGGCCAAGAAUCAGCCGCUCAGCUGUAACUUCAAGUGUAAGAAUGGUUAGUACGACUUCACGAGGCCUCACGAGGACAAGAAUUACAGAUCAAGUGAAUAGCCUGAAGAUGUUAAAACAAAUAAGAUGGCAACAUAGCGAUGUGCCAAAAUCGAAGCAAACUCUGACUCAAGGAGAACAGAAUUCUUCAGGCUGGAAAGACAUUAAACGGCUAUUUCAAUUGGCUAGGCCAGAAUCGAGAUCUAUGUUUUUCGCGCUAGCUCUGAUCAUUAUAACAAGCUCUGUGAGUAUGUUGGUUCCCAGUGUGAUCGGAAAGCUCAUGGACGCAGCAAAAGAAGACAAACCUGAUUCAAACGGUGUGGAUGAUACGAAUGCAGAUGAGCUGAUGAAGAAAAACUUUUUCGGUCUAACAAUGCCUCAAUUCUACGGCACACUGUUCCUGGUAUUUGUUGUAGGGGCCGCGGCCAACACAGGUCGGAUUGUGAUCUUGAAGGUCACUGGUGAAAAAUUAGUUGCUCGUUUGAGGACAAGAACGCUCAAGGCUUCGCUGCAACAAGACGCCGCUUUCCUUGACAAGAAUAGAGUGGGAGACCUAAUUUCUAGACUCUCUUCGGACGCCAGCAUUGUCUCUAAAUCACUGACGCAGAACAUGUCCGACGGCACACGAUCUUUAAUUCAAGGUUUCGUUGGUUUUGGUAUGAUGAGUUACAUUUCUCUGAAGAUGACCUGCGUCAUGAUGCUCUUGGCACCUCCGUUAGCCGCCAUGGCUUUGAUCUACGGGAAAAGAAUACGAAAUCUAUCUCGAACUUUACAAGCGUCUGUGGGAGGUUUAACCAAAGCCGCAGAAGAGCAACUUUCGGCAACUCGGACCAUCCAGGCUUAUGGUGGCGAGAAGCAGGCUAUCCGUCAGUAUGCUAAAGAAGUACGACAAGUAUACCAAGUGGGUCUUAAGGAAGCAAUCACUUCAGGUGGAUUUUUUGGUCUUACGGGCUUAGUUGGGAACGUUGCGGUGUUGGCAUUGCUGCUUACCGGCACGUCGAUGAUUCGCACUGGGGCUAUCACAGUUGGUGAUUUGUCUAGCUUCAUGAUCUAUGCUGUGUACACCGGAAGCUCUCUGUUUGGAAUGUCAUCUUUUUACUCGGAACUGAUGAAAGGUGCAGGGGCAGCGGCAAGAGUAUUUGAGCUGAAUGACCGUAGACCCGCGAUCCAUCCAACUCGUGGUAUAGACCCAGGUUCACUAGCCGGAAAGGCUGUCGAAUUCCGAAACGUGAGGUUUGCGUACCCCAGUCGUCAUCAACACAAGAUUUUCCAGGAUCUGAACCUGCGAAUCAACGCUGGCGAACAUGUUUGUAUCGUUGGACCCUCGGGUGGCGGCAAAUCUACGGUAGCGUCGCUGCUGCUUCGUUUCUAUGACGUGGACAAUGGCGCUGUCACGGUAGGUGGACAAGACAUACGGACCUUCAAUUUACGCAAAUACAGACGCUUACUGGGCAUAGUGCAGCAAGAACCAUUGCUGUUCAACGGCACUAUCCUGGAAAAUAUUGUUUACACGGUGCCGCCCGAAAUAGCUGAAAACGAGCAGCGUGUCUCGCAAGCCAUUGGGCGGGCCAAUUGCUCUGCCUUCUUGGCCAAUUUCCCAGACGGACUCCAAACGCUCGUUGGUCCCAGAGGCACCCAGCUAUCAGGAGGCCAGAAACAGCGGAUCGCCUUGGCACGCGCUUUUCUGCUAGAACCAGAGCUGCUGAUCUUGGACGAAGCUACUAGCGCCUUGGACUCGCGCAGCGAAGAAGUCGUGGCCCGCACGCUGUACGCGCGAAGCGCCAGCGGUAAGACCACCAUCUCUAUCGCACACCGCGUGAGCACCAUCCAGCACAGUUCCAGAGUCAUUGUUCUUGACAGAAGCGGCUGUGUGGCCGAGACCGGCACUUUCGACGACCUGAUCUCUCAGACCGAUUCUCAGCUCAACAAGCUGCUGCGCAAAGAGGAAGACACGCCCGAUGGUCACCAGGAACCCGCGCCGCACUAUCACCAAGCCGACGCCGCUGAACCGUCCGCUGAAACGGCAGCUUCAACCGUUAGUCGUUAA